Scheffersomyces coipomensis is the source of this 771-nucleotide messenger RNA. RefSeq names its product mediator complex subunit (gene MED7). The record is from RefSeq and is a predicted model, not a curated record. Lineage: Eukaryota; Fungi; Ascomycota; Pichiomycetes; Serinales; Debaryomycetaceae. The transcript has a single exon. Gene Ontology annotation, biological process: regulation of transcription by RNA polymerase II. The coding region runs from base 1 to 771 and encodes 256 amino acids. Gene Ontology annotation, molecular function: transcription coregulator activity. Gene Ontology annotation, cellular component: core mediator complex; mediator complex.
AUGGCGAAGGAAGAACUAAUAUCAUCGUUGUAUCCACCCCCUCCUCCGUAUGUUAAGUUUUUCACUGACGAAAAUCUCAAUAAAUUGGAGGAUUGGAAAGUGAAUAAAGCCCAACAACAACAGCAGCAGCAACAGCGGGAGCUACAGGAUGGUGAAUCAAAGGAGGAAGAAGAAGAAGAAGAUAUUGUUCCACCAGGAGAAUUGAGGUUUCUUGUUCCACCAAAAGCUCCAGAAGGUAGUCAUUACCGUGGUUAUGGUAAUAUAUGGUCAUUUGAAGAUAAAUUGCCUAGUUUAAAAAGUGCCAAUUGGGAACAGUUAUAUCCAGAUGAUGAUGAAUCAAUCACAUCAGAAACAAAAAUUAAAGAGUUACAUAAAUUAUCCGAUUCAUUAUUAUUGAAUUUCCUUGAAUUGAUUGGAAUAGCAAGUAUAGAUCCUCAACAAUAUCAAGGUAAAAUCAAAGAUAUCUCACUUAUUUUAAUUAAUAUCAAUCAUUUAUUAAAUACUUAUCGACCCCAUCAAUCAAGAGAGAGUUUAAUCAUGCUCUUGAGAAAACAAAUAGACGUCAAACGAAAUGAAAUCAAUCAAAUUGACAAAAUUUCCCUGGAAAUAAAAGCUAAAAUUGUUAAAUUAACUCAAAUUGAUGAUUUGAAAAGUAAUGAUAGUAUUGAAUUUGAACAAUUUAGUAAACGUAUAGCGUCUGCUUCAUCGGCUUCUUCAGGUAAAGACGCAAUUAGAGAUGAUAUAAUAACGAAACUUCUAUCAGAUGUAUAG